CCCUCCAGCGGGUCCAAAGCUGACACGAAAACACACGGAAUUGCUCCUUAUCCACAGCGGCUCCACAUAUAAAGUCUUCCAGUUUUCUGCUAUUGAUUUACUGCUGACCAGACUUUGGCUCUAUAUUCAGCGUCUCCAUUUCUAUGGCUAUACCCAACGCCUUCUUCAAUAUCGCCUACACUCCGCCGCGAUCUGCAAUUUUCAACACAGAUUAUGCCGCCGGUCCGCGAUUCACGCUAUACAAACUUUGCUCCACGCUUCACCACAGAACUUUGCGCGCAGGAACAACCGCAUUUCAUCCUAAAAUGGUUUCUGUUUCUUGCACUGUUCAUGGUGUGGAUUCAUCGAGUUAUUCACUGGAAAUGGAGCACAAGGAAUCUCUUGAUGUUCCAACACCAAUUGUUCAGAUAGUCCAAGACCCUGAAAGUGAUGAAACACGUGUGGAACUUAGUUUUGGAGAUCGUCUUGGUGCCCUUAUUGAUACGAUGAAGGCACUAAACGAUUUAGGUUUGGAUGUUAAGAAAGGCACUGUUACUACGGAGGGCGCAGUGAAAAGCACAAAAUUUAUCAUUACACACCAAGCAACUGGGCGAAAAGUUGAAGAUCCUGAUUUGCUGGAAAGAAUUCGUUUGACAAUCAUCAACAACCUUAUCAAGUACCAUCCAGAGUCUAGCCAAUGGCUUGCGAUGGGUGAAGUUUUUGGAAUAAAAGCACCGGAAAAGAAGCCUGACAUUGAUGUUGCAACUCACAUACAUGUUGAGAACGAAGGAACUAAGAGGAGCAUGCUAUAUGUUGAAACUGCUGAUCGAUCUGGGCUGCUGAUGGAAAUAAUCAAGAUUAUGGCUGACAUUAGUGUUGAUGUUGAAUCGGCAGAAAUUGAUACAGAGGGGCUUAUAGCCAAAGACAAGUUUUAUGUCAGUUAUAGAGGGGCAGCCUUGAACAAUUCCUUGUCACAGGUGCUGCAAAAUGUCCUGAGGUACUACCUUCGAAGACCUGAAACGGAUGAAGAGAGCUAUUAGUCAGAAACGGACGAGGACAUCUAUUAAUCUUUAGAGAGAUAUGUGCAGUAAUCAAAUCUUUACACCAAUCUCAGAAUAAACUUGAUAGUCAACUCUAUUUUGCUUUUAUUGACUGUGCAUAACAAAGAACAAAACAAACAAAACAAAAGGGUUAAUUCUCCAACUUUGGAUGUGCGCAAGUCGUAAGUUGACUGAAAGUAUGAAACUUGGGAUGGACCCGGUCUGGCUCUGGGUCCAAAUAUAUGCCUACCUUAAAUGCAAGCGGUAUACCCGGUUUGGUUCUGGUUCACAGUUCUUCUCCAGUCUAGCUCCGGUCCUAUGGUCUUUUCUCAGUCCCCCAGUCCCAGUCCCAGUCCGUCCCUACUAUGAAAGAACUGGAAUCACUAUAGAUCGGUUUAUGUUAUUCAACUAUUCAUUCCGGAACUUGAAAGCGAAUUCUACUCUGUGCACAAAACAGACUGGUCUCAAUCCGGUUCAAUUAUGGAUCUUGAGCAGGUCCACCCUAAUUGAAACUAUCCGUGAGUAUGCCACCCUUGUUGUAAUCACUGAUUUGCAGGAUCAUUGUAUAUGUCAUAUGGAAUUCAUGCUCUUUUAUAAUUUAUUCCGUACACCUUCUAGUGUAGGUUUUUAGAGAGAUGUGUGAUCUUAACA
This is a messenger RNA of Cuscuta europaea, 1670 nucleotides long. The record is from the annotation of a GenBank genome assembly. Lineage: Eukaryota; Viridiplantae; Streptophyta; Magnoliopsida; Solanales; Convolvulaceae.